Messenger RNA from Tuber aestivum (summer truffle), 1205 nucleotides. NCBI's taxonomy places the organism in Eukaryota, Fungi, Ascomycota, Pezizomycetes, Pezizales, Tuberaceae. The record is from the annotation of a GenBank genome assembly.
AUGGAGAAUCAGGAGGAUGAAAUCCCUGAAAUAAAAAAUAAAAGCGAGGCGUUUAAAUCAAAGAAGAAUGUUGAUAUUCGUCGACCUGUGCUGUGUGUAGGGUGGCAUGUGUUGGGCCAAUAAUGCUCGAGUAAUCUUUUCUCAUUUUCCCAGCAAGCUAAGUUACGUCUUAAUUAUCGGUUGAUCACGUGAUGAGAUAGCGAAAGCUUGGCAAAACUUUCCCCAGCAAAAGAAAAAGUUUGGGGCUCCUACUAUCCUGCAGACCUCCACGACACAUACAUCUACAAUUCGCCUCAUGAAUUUCGGAGGAUUUCCACUCGGGGGCAAAGGCCUCGGAGGCACCGGUGGCAGCGGUGAACCUCUCACACCAGAACAGCAGCAAAUGCAAAUGGUCAAAACAGUCAGUGUCCCCCCCACUAGCCCGUCUGAUAACCCCACCGCUAACUCCGACGGCAAACAGAUCCAAGCCGGUAUGGAAUCCUGCCCCGUCAAAACAGUAAUCUCGGGGGGGAUGGGAUUCGGCCUGGGCGCCGUAUUCGGCCUCUUUAUGGCCAGCGUAAUCCUCCCCCACCCUCGCCCCCCCACACACCCUCUAACGUACGGAACCAUAGAUGUCCUACGACACCCCCAUGACCGGGCUCCCCGGCGCCCCCGCCGCGGGCCUCCAAAGCCUCCCGCUGAAGGAACAGGUGAGGCGUGGCUUCAAGGACAUGGGCCAGCGCUCCUACUCCACCGGAAAGAACUUCGCCCUCGUCGGGAGCAUAUUUGCCGGCACGGAGUGCUGCAUCGAGGGAUUUCGCGCCAAGAACGACUUGUACAAUGGGGUUUCCGCCGGGUGCCUUACCGGCGGUGUUCUCGCGGCCAAGGCGGGGCCUCAGGCGGCGGCUGUUGGGUGUGCGGGGUUUGCGGCGUUUAGUGCUGCUAUUGACUAUUACUUGAGGCAUAUGGAUUAGGUUGGUUUGUUGCUUUGUUGGGGGAUGGAGGCGGAAGUGGUGGUGGUGGUGUUCUCAUCUCAGUUCUUUUUUUUUUCUCUUUUUUUCUUCUUUAGUUGGGGUUUAGUAUUUGUUUGCUUGCCUGCCUGCCUGGAUGGGGCUUUACGAGUGUGAGGUUCUUAAUUUCGGUGUAGAUAGUUGUGUGCGGGCGGGAAGGGAUAGAACGGGGUGGUUUGUAUGAUAUGGGUAAUAGAUUGGUCGUGGAUAUGCUCG